This is a messenger RNA of Silurus meridionalis, 5180 nucleotides long. RefSeq names its product ATPase sarcoplasmic/endoplasmic reticulum Ca2+ transporting 2a (gene atp2a2a). Gene Ontology annotation, molecular function: ATP hydrolysis activity; ATP binding; P-type calcium transporter activity. Gene Ontology annotation, cellular component: membrane. NCBI's taxonomy places the organism in Eukaryota, Metazoa, Chordata, Actinopteri, Siluriformes, Siluridae. The record is from RefSeq and is a predicted model, not a curated record. Gene Ontology annotation, biological process: intracellular calcium ion homeostasis; calcium ion transmembrane transport. The coding region runs from base 393 to 3512 and encodes 1039 amino acids. The transcript is spliced from 20 exons.
GGUCGCCUUUGACCAGCCGACUGAGCGCGCGCACUCGGGCUGAGUGGAUGUGAUGCACUGAGGACUGAAGGACGUCCUCUCCCUCUCUCUUUCUCUCAUUUCUUCCCUCUAUCUCUCUCUCUCUACUGGGAAACACAUUGACAAGACCCUCUUUUUUUGCUCUCCUUUUUCAUGUUCCGUGGAUAAGAUUCCCGGGAAGUCCUCCAUCCUCCAUCAUCAUCAUCAUCAUCAUCACCUCCUCCUCCGUCUGAGCUGCUGCCCAACUUUCCCAGCUCGCGCGUAUGGUUUCGGUGCGCGCGGAGGCUCUCGGCGCAUUUUGAUUCUCUCCGUGGAGGGGAAACAUAAAAGGAUUUUUUUUUUGCUUGAUCUAAAUCCUGAAGCACAUCUGAGCCAUGGAGAACUCUCACUCGAAGAGCGUGGAGGAAGUUUACAGCUAUCUGAACGUGAAUGAGAGCACGGGGCUUUCGCUGGACCAGGUCAAACGCCAAAGAGAGAAGUGGGGUCCAAACGAAUUGCCUGCUGAAGAAGGAAAGUCAUUAUGGGAGCUGGUCGCUGAGCAGUUUGAAGAUUUACUGGUGCGGAUUCUCCUGCUUGCUGCCUGUAUAUCAUUCGUUUUAGCCUGGUUUGAGGAGGGUGAAGAGACGAUAACAGCCUUUGUGGAGCCUUUUGUAAUUCUGCUUAUUCUUAUAGCCAAUGCAAUUGUUGGUGUGUGGCAGGAGCGUAACGCUGAAAAUGCCAUUGAGGCACUUAAAGAGUACGAGCCGGAGAUGGGAAAAGUCUACAGACAAGACAGGAAGAGCGUGCAGAGGAUUAAGGCCAAAGAAAUUGUACCCGGGGACAUCGUGGAGGUAGCUGUGGGAGACAAAGUGCCCGCAGACAUCCGUAUCUGUUCCAUCAAGUCCACCACGCUGAGAGUGGACCAGUCCAUCCUCACGGGCGAGUCCGUUUCUGUCAUUAAACACACUGACCCUGUUCCCGACCUUCGAGCUGUCAAUCAGGACAAGAAGAACAUGCUGUUCUCUGGGACUAACAUUUCAUCAGGCAAAGCCGUGGGCGUGGUAGUGGCGACAGGUGUGAACACCGAGAUCGGAAAGAUCCGUGACGAGAUGGCAUCCACGGAGCAGGAGAGGACGCCGCUGCAGCAGAAGCUGGACGAGUUUGGCGAGCAGCUCUCCAAAGUCAUCUCGCUCAUCUGCAUUGCUGUGUGGAUCAUCAACAUCGGCCACUUUAAUGACCCGGUACACGGAGGCUCGUGGAUUCGCGGCGCCAUAUACUACUUCAAAAUCGCUGUGGCUUUGGCCGUGGCUGCAAUUCCUGAGGGUCUGCCCGCUGUUAUCACUACCUGCCUGGCACUUGGUACACGCCGCAUGGCAAAGAAAAACGCCAUUGUGCGCUCCCUGCCCUCUGUGGAGACACUCGGGUGCACGUCAGUCAUCUGCUCUGAUAAGACUGGAACCCUGACCACCAACCAGAUGUCUGUGUGCAGGAUGUUUAUCUUGGACAAAGCAGAAAGUGAGAGCUGCUCUCUGUCCGAGUUCACCAUCUCUGGAUCAACGUACGCACCUGAAGGAGAAGUAUAUCUGGAUAACCGACCGGUGAAGUGCUCUGGCUAUGAUGGUCUUGUGGAGAUGGCUACUAUCUGUGCUCUGUGUAAUGACUCCUCGCUGGACUUCAACGAGGCAAAAGGUGUGUAUGAGAAGGUGGGAGAGGCCACAGAGACUGCUCUGACCUGCCUGGUGGAGAAGAUGAACGUGUUUGAUACGGACGUCAGGAACCUCUCUAAGAUCGAGAGAGCCAAUGCCUGCAACUGUGUGAUCAAGCAACUAAUGAACAAGGAGUUUACGCUGGAAUUUUCUCGGGAUAGAAAGUCAAUGUCUGUGUACUGCACCCCCAGCAAGGGCAAAUCCACCACCAGCAAGAUGUUUGUUAAGGGAGCCCCAGAGGGAGUGAUUGACAGGUGUUCAUAUGUACGUGUGGGGGCCAACCGUGUGCCCAUGACCCUGGGCAUUAAGGAUAAGAUCAUGUCUGUGAUCCGGGAGUAUGGCACUGGACGAGACACGCUGCGCUGCUUGGCACUGGCCACCCGGGACACCCCGCUCAGGAAGGAUGAGAUGGUUCUGACUGACACGGCACGCUUUGCUGAGUAUGAGUCUGACCUGACGUUUGUGGGCUGCGUGGGCAUGCUGGAUCCUCCCAGGACCGAAGUGGCUGCCUCCAUCAAGCUGUGUCGUCAGGCCGGUAUCCGGGUCAUCAUGAUCACGGGUGAUAACAAAGGCACGGCCGUAGCCAUCUGCAGGCGCAUCGGCAUCUUCUCCGAGGAGGACGACGUAAACAAAAUGGCUUUCACAGGGCGUGAGUUUGAUGAUCUUUCGCUCCAAUCGCAGCGCGAAGCCGUCAUGGCUGCUCGCUGCUUCGCCCGAGUCGAGCCCUCUCACAAGUCCAAGAUUGUGGAGUUCCUUCAGGGCUUCGAUGAGAUCACUGCAAUGACGGGAGAUGGGGUGAAUGAUGCCCCUGCCCUGAAGAAGGCAGAGAUCGGCAUCGCCAUGGGCUCUGGCACUGCUGUGGCCAAGACAGCCUCAGAAAUGGUCCUCGCUGACGACAACUUCUCCACCAUCGUAGCCGCUGUUGAAGAAGGUCGAGCCAUUUACAACAACAUGAAGCAGUUUAUCCGCUACCUCAUCUCCUCCAACGUUGGGGAGGUCGUCUGUAUAUUUUUGACUGCAGCGCUGGGUUUCCCCGAGGCUCUGAUCCCAGUACAGCUGCUGUGGGUAAACCUGGUUACAGAUGGCUUGCCAGCCACUGCACUUGGCUUCAACCCCCCUGACCUGGACAUUAUGAAUAAACAACCUCGCAGUGCCAAGGAGCCCCUGAUUUCUGGAUGGCUCUUCUUUAGAUAUCUCGCCAUUGGCUGCUAUGUGGGAGCUGCUACAGUGGGAGCUGCAGCCUGGUGGUUCAUUUUGGCUGAUGACGGCCCUCAAAUCACCCUUUACCAGCUGAGCCACUUCCUGCAAUGUUCUCCUGACCACCCUGACUUUUACGACCUGGAGUGUCACGUGUUUGAAUCGCCAUACCCCAUGACCAUGGCGUUGUCCGUUCUCGUCACCAUCGAGAUGUGCAACGCUCUCAAUAGUCUGUCAGAAAACCAGUCUCUGCUGCGCAUGCCUCCGUGGGAAAACGUGUGGCUGCUGGGAGCUAUUUGCCUCUCCAUGUCCUUGCACUUCCUCAUUCUCUACGUCGAGCCGCUGCCGGUCAUCUUCCAGAUCACUCCUCUGAAUGUGACCCAGUGGCUGAUGGUGCUGAAGAUCUCCAUGCCUGUCAUCCUGUUGGACGAACUGCUCAAGUUUGUGGCGAGGAACUACUUAGAGCCGGGUAAAGACAUGCAGCAAGAGAGCUGGAGUGUGUCUGCAUGUGUCCAGGGCAUCUCCUGGCCUUUCAUAGCUCUCUGUCUCCCCCUGGUGGUGUGGCUGUACAGCACGGACACUAACACAAGCCGCACACUGGGGUCCUCCUGACUGACCGAUUGCUGACUUGAGACCUGCUGUGAUGCUAACACACAACAACUUACACAGAACCACGAUUAACCCCAAAAGAACAUUUGCACAGGAAUCCGCAUACUGUACGUUUGGUGUUUUUUAUUAAUAGAGUGAUGACUUGUUGUUCAAUUUUAAAGCACACAUUAAUUUUUUUUAUUCUCUAUACAUAUAUAACAGCUAUAUUAUUAUAAAAUAUUAUAAGCAGUCAAUGGAUAAAUAUAUUUAUUAGCUUGUUUUUGAAAGGGGCACAGACACAUUGGACAUCUCAAUCCAUAAGAUGGAUUAGAGCGGUGUGUGUAUUCAUGACUCGAUCUGGUACAGUAAAAAAAAAACUAAUUAUAUCCCUGAUUAUAUUGUUUUUUUCAAUCAACCCUUCCUAAUUUAUGAUAUUAAAAAAAAAAGGUUACUUUCUGCUUUUGGCAGAAUUCAGCUACCUCAGUUCCACUGUUGUCCACUUAACUUUAUCUCUGAUUCUGGUUUAUUUCAUUUCUUUUUUUCACCGUAGCUGAAUAUCUUUAAAAGGGUUGUUUGUCAUCUAAAAAAUGUCAAUUGCAUUUGCAAUGUAACCCAUAAUACGCCUUUUCUACGCUCUAUUCAAAUCCUGUAUACUUGUUGCUUUUCCUCUAAAUGAAGCUUAGCUCUGCCCCCUGGUUGGGGUGGAGCUCAUUUCCGGGCCAGAAAAACAAAAAUAUUUCUGAAAAAUUGAUUUUGUCUGAAGUCACUAAAUAUUACAGACUGCACCUUUAAAUAUUGGAAAAGAAAGUGCUCGAGCUAAAAGCCAUGAUAAGAUAAGGGUAAGUUUUAUAAACAAAUGAAGACUAUCACUUUUAAAAACUAUUGUUUCACUUGGACACAGUUUGGAGUAUUUUUUAUUUCCCCUGACCCGUGUGAAGGUCUUGGAAAAACACGCACAAUGCUAUAGCUUAACAUGUAGGUAAGCAAUGCUGUGUGUGUAUUUGUGUGUGUAUUUGUGUAUUGAAUGUAAAUAAAUAUACACUGGUUUGAAUCGAAUAUGUACAGCACAAAAGUCUCUAGGGAUGUAGGGAAUUCUGGGAAUAAGUGGUAAGAUAGAUAACUAGGUAAAUUGCAAGAUUGUAUUUUUUUAUAUGUACUUGAUUAAGUAUGUCAGAACUUUAGGCUCCUCGUUUUCCUGUUUGAGAGCAUGCUUUACUCAGUGUGUGACUUGAUAAUAAUAAUAAUAAUAAUAAUAAUAAUAAUAAUGUUCUCCCAGGGCUUGUUCUGAGAGUGAAAACAUACAAUAACUCUAACUUCUCCUGCACCUUCUCACCACCUGACUCGACUCUUACUAAUAUUGCAGGUUGUAUUUUUAUAUUUAAAAUGUGAAAUGUUUUCUUUUAAUCUCAAGUUAUGUUAAUUUAAGAGACAGGGUUGCCAGGUUUGUAAAACUCAGAUUGUGGCAUCCCAAACUCCGACAAAUGUCUUGUAGUUCAUCCAGUACUAAGAAGAACCACACACUAUAAAAUAAGCAUUUUAUACCCGCCUUCUUUUAAUUAAUCUCCAGAUGCGGACAAUUGUGUUUACUGUUUCGUUCAAACAUUCCUGCUUCCUUCUGAAAUGUAGAGAACAUUUGUUUUUUGUGGGCAUGAUCUUAUAGGAAAAUAAUAAAUGAUGGUGUGAUGCACUGGA